AUGUCUUCAAGCCCCGCGCUCAAGCGCAAGUCGGCUGAAUCUCACCUAGAUCCCAAGGCCAAACGCCAUUUGCAUGGAUAUGAUCCGCAGUCCCCAUGGCUACAUGAGUCCGAACCUGCACGGAUAUGGCGGACACGAGGAAAUCCCGAUGUGCAGCACUCGAUGCCCCUCUCAAAUAUGGUAUCCGCCGUACAAGACCUGAUAGACCCGGACUUUGAUCCACUGACGGCUAUGCUGGACGACGAGCCCCGCUUUUUGAAACCCUUGCCAGCUCGCAUUUCCCCGGAGGACUUGGAGUUCUUGAGGUUCCGUGGGGCCCUCUCGCUUCCAGAGAGUGGGUUGCGGGAUGAGCUUCUCCGUUGCUACAUCCAAUGGGUGCAUAGUUUCAUGCCGGUUUUGAACUUGCAAGAAUUCUUACGAUGUGUGGCCGAGAAUGACCCAGAGGGGAACGUUAGCAUUCUACUCUUUCAAGCGGUGAUGUUUGUUGGUACGGCUUUUAUUGACCUCAAGCACCUGCAGGAUGCUGGGUAUUCAACAAGAAAAAGUGCGCGUAAUGCGUUCUUUACUCGAUUGAGGUUACUAUAUUCUCUCGACUGUGAAGAAGAUCGCAUUGAGAUCCUCCAAACAUUGCUAUUGAUGACUUACUGGGCUGAUCCGGAAAACAGUCCACAGCGAGAUAUUUGGGAUUGGAUUGGAGUCUGUAAUACACAAGCACAGUCUAUCGGUUUGAACAAAGACCCCGCAUCGGGUGAAAUGGAUAUACGGACUCGAAGGCUCCGCUCCCGGCUCUGGUGGUGUCUAUAUUCUCGAGAUCGGCUGAUUGCCAUGGGUAUGCGGCGCCCCCUUCAAGUUAAUGAUGGAACGAGCAGUGUGCCAAUGCUCAGACUGGAUGAUUUCGAUUUUGAACCUUUCUCCUCAUACGUGGUGUCCAAGUUUCAUUGUCGCCAACUCCAAGAUGAGUCACAUCAAAAACGACUCGCCACGAUGUUCAUUGAGAAGGUGAAGCUUUGUCAAUGUAUUGGCAGAGUAUUAUUCGCGCAGUAUACACCAUCCCAGCGCCAAUUUGGAGCCACAGACCGGACCACAGUCACACUCAUUCCUCGACAGGCUUCUGAGUCGGAGUUUGCACGAUGCGGCCAGAAACUCGACUCGUGGCUUAGUGCGGUCCCUAAAGAUGCACAGUUCAUCCCUAAAGCGGGGAAGAAUUUUCAUGAUGGUGAGGAUGUCCUUCUGCUUCACGGCGCAAUGCUACGUAUGCUCUAUCAUGCUACAACCAGCGCACUUCACCGGCCUUGGGCGAUUGCUUCAAAGGAUCAAUCCAAAUCGCGGACGGACUGGCGCAAUGCUGCCCGUACAAAAAUGAACGAUGCCGCUUCCGGGAUCACACAUAUCAUUCAAGGAUUGAACAAGCUCAACCUGACACGUUUCUUACCACAGUCUGGUGUGACUGUGAUUCUACCUGCCGCUGUGGCACAUUUGACUAACACCAUGUCCGACGACCCUACUGUCCGUGAAAGCAGUGUCGACAACUUCCAUCGCUGUAUUCAAGUUCUCCACUGUCUUAAGGACAUUUACCCAGCCGCUGGUCAAGAAUUUGCCAACAUCGAGGCCGCCAUCAAAAUGCAAGCAGGUUCCUCUAGCACAUUUUUCCAGGUCAUGGAAUACAACACCAACGCUCCUGCCACAUCUUUGACCACCCGGAAACCAAGCACUACUUCCACUCCUCAACUCCAAUCACACUCAUCUGUUACUGUAGUCGAGCCUUCUAAGCUGCGAACACAAACCUCAUAUGUCCAAGAGAAUAUGCAUCAAAGAAAGCCCGACAUGGAAACUAGGCAUGAAACUGCACCACCUUUAUUCCCCGACGAUCUCAACCUUUACUCCGACCCCAGCAUCAUAAACGACAAUCCUUUCAAUUUCCUCUCCAUUGACAUUGACUGCUUCCCCGACAUCCAAGCCUCUCCCAAUCAGAAUGACCUGAACUAUCCAGAGAAACGUUAUAUAUCACCUCCACCUCAAGACCAAGACACCAUCGACUGGGCACAGGAGCUUUUCCAAGACACCGAUCUCAAUAAUUACAGUAACGCAGAAAUGUUUAAGCCCCAAAAGACAACUUCUCCACAGGAUCAAGAGCAGAGCCAUCUUGGUCCAUUCUCGAUUACUUUGGCAACAGAUGAUGUUCGCUCUGUGCAUUCCCGUCAUCAGUCAAUGAACAAUGCAAGGCUGGCGAUCACCGGUGAUCUAGACCGGGACUUGGGGUUGGAAUCUGGGGAUGACAUGUUCUAG
Messenger RNA from Penicillium coprophilum, 2286 nucleotides. RefSeq names its product transcription factor domain-containing protein. The transcript is spliced from 2 exons. Gene Ontology annotation, molecular function: DNA binding; zinc ion binding. The record is from RefSeq and is a predicted model, not a curated record. The coding region runs from base 1 to 2286 and encodes 761 amino acids. Lineage: Eukaryota; Fungi; Ascomycota; Eurotiomycetes; Eurotiales; Aspergillaceae. Gene Ontology annotation, biological process: DNA-templated transcription.